Macrosiphum euphorbiae (potato aphid) is the source of this 531-nucleotide messenger RNA. NCBI's taxonomy places the organism in Eukaryota, Metazoa, Arthropoda, Insecta, Hemiptera, Aphididae. The record is from the annotation of a GenBank genome assembly.
AUGUCCGGUAGCCGGAGUCCCACGGGAAUGGGUGACGGAUGCGAGAAGAUGGUCGGAGGCCCACCGUCCAACUUGGACUCAAGUUCGUCCGAAUCCAUCGACGGUGACAACAUGAAGUCACACAUACACAUGCUGCACAAACCUAGCGCGAUAUCGUUUGGGCACUCGAUGAUCACAGGCCAGGACCACUUGUCCAGUCACGAGAUGAUGUUCGGAGGCGGUGGCGACCUCAAGUCAUCGAUGUCCGGCGUCGGGGGCGUCGGCGCGGGCGGCAUGUCCAUGAUGGCCAACUCGGCGGCCGCGGCCGCAGCAUACCACCACCAGACGCAGCUGAUCGGCGGCGGUAUAGGAGGUGGUGGCGGCGGCGGUGGCAUCGUCGGCGGGUUCGGGUCUCCCAUCGGGAGUCGCCCUUUGAUCGCCACUGGCGUCGGCGGUGGAGUCGGCAACGGUGACCACCACAGUCACUUGCAGCAGAUCGCCGCCGGUCACCCCGCCGAUCCGUCGCUACUGCACGACUACCAUUCCUUAUGA